CAACAUUUUCUCACCGGCAUUCAUGUUCAGUCAUUCGAAUUUCUUUUCUAAUUUUGAUUCGUCCUUCUUUACUUCUUCUUUCACUUUCCCAGAUGCCAUCUUUUCUCUUAAGGCUCUUCCUUCUUCACAAUCUUCUCAACUCUUUUCUCCUCUAUUUAAUUCCAAAAAAGCUACGAUCGUUCCUCCCAACUGCCUGGUACCCUCCGCCGCGACAGCCACAACCUCAAAAGCCUCCACAAAACUUCAUUUCCUUUGAAAAAAUGGAUCAUUCAGAGGUUGAUCGCGUUUUCGAGAUGUUUGAUCGCAACGGGGACGGGAGAAUUUCGAAGGAAGAGCUGAGUGACUCGUUGCAGAAUCUGGGAAUCGUCAUUCCCGAGGCCGAGUUGGCUCAGAUGAUCGAACGGAUCGACGUGGACGGAGAUGGGUGUGUCGACAUUGAGGAGUUCGGGACGCUGUACAAGACGUUGAUGGAGGAGAGAAAGGAGGAGGAAGAAGAGGACAUGCGAGAGGCGUUCAAUGUGUUUGAUCAAAAUGGAGAUGGGUUCAUCACGUGCGACGAGUUGAAGGCGGUGUUGGCGUCGUUGGGGCUCAAACAAGGCCGCACCGCAGAGGAUUGCAAGCGGAUGAUCAUGAAGGUCGACGUGGACGGCGAUGGGAUGGUUGAUUAUAAAGAGUUUAAGCAGAUGAUGAAGAGUGGAGGAUUCAGUGCUUUGGGUUGAAAUAUUUUUUCUUUCUUUCUUUCAAGGGGUGUACAUAUUUUGGUGGAAUUUUGUGUGAUGGAGACACGUGUUCAAUGUUUCUUUUAUUGUUUUCUAAUUUCGACACGAUAUGUGAAAGUAUUUUUAUUUAA
Molecule: messenger RNA, 850 nt
Organism: Mangifera indica (mango)
Lineage: Eukaryota; Viridiplantae; Streptophyta; Magnoliopsida; Sapindales; Anacardiaceae
Product: calmodulin-like protein 3
Exons: 1
Coding region: 93-719 (208 amino acids)
Molecular function (GO): calcium ion binding
Source: RefSeq, a predicted model, not a curated record